AAUUAAUGCAGCUAAAGAUAGCAAAUUAACCCUCGGACUGUGAUUGGCAGCACCCAUGUCGAUCGGCCAGGAUCAUCCUCACCCCGCGCGCUUGUAUACAGACCAGCCUGAGAAAUGAACACCACCGCAAUUCUCCGAUCCUCCAAAAUAGAAACACUCACCAUGUUGCUUUUAAAGCUUGUGUCCCCGGCUGGUCCAUUCUCUUCUCUCCAUUCUCAACUCACUAUACACCCAACUUCAUCCAUUGCUCACUGCUUAUUGCUUUGCUGCUGGUCAGCUAAUUCGUUAUUCUCUGUACUCUUAGCGACUCACUCCCAUACACAAUGCCUGCCACAAAAAAGAAGUCGACUCCCAAGCCGAGAGUCACCAAGAAGAUUGAAUCGGAAUCCCCUCCGCCAAAGAUUCCCUCUACUCCCAUGGAGAGAACCGAAAGACAAAACAGGUUGCACAAAAGAUCGCGUUCUGGCUGCUUCACAUGUCGUCUGCGCCGGAAGAAAUGCGAUGAGAAACAUCCCUCCUGCAGUGCCUGCAACAACCUCCGCGUCCAAUGCGAAUACAAGCGCCCGAUUUGGUGGGGGAAUCCUGAGCACCGGAGACGCCAAAAGGAGGAGAUCAAGAACAAGAUCAAGCAGACAAAGAUGAGCGAGCGGAAUGCUAGUGUGACAGAUCCGCUUAUUCGUCGCAACCUAGUCGCUUCGCCUGUCACUCCCCCGGAAUACGAGUUUAGCUAUCCUAUCAUGUCGGAACAAUACGACCUCUUUGGCCCCUCGCAGAUGCCUGUCGCUACGAUGGACCCUGUCGCAUAUGGUCCCUACGGCCCCUACGAGAUUGAUGUCAAGACGGAGCGACAAACAUACAUCAACGACGUCCCAUUGCGCCACGACUCGUCGAUAUCCACAUUCAGCUCAUUUGCUCCUCCUCAGAUUGAUGCGCCACUUCCGACAUUCCCUGGGGAUGAAUGGAUCGAGGAUGAUUGCUUUACUCAAAUCCCAACCCUUGAGGGUAUCGACCCGGCUUUGUGCGACACGGACACGGCUGGGAGCUACACAACCAUGCAGAGUAACAUUCCCGUGAGCGACCAGGACCGACCGCUUUUGGACCACUUUAUCCACAAUGUUCUACGUUUGAUCUUCCCUGUCCUCGAGGCGCAUCAGCAGGGACACCCUCGCGCGCAGACCAUCCUCCGUGCCCUAGAGACAAACAAGUGCUACCUUCACUGCUGUCUCAGUGUAGCUGCCAUCCAUCUCAAGACCACAGUAGGAAUUACUGGAGAGCAGAUCGACCACGAAAUUAUGCGCCACCGCUACGAAGCCGUCUCCCAACUCUGCCAGGCCCUAGGCCAAGACGUCGACCACGAGGAAAUCCUCGACGCAACUCUCGCCAUGAUCUUCUUCCACUGCUCCGUCGGACCCGCAGACGACUACCUCCCUGACAUCCCCUGGUCCGAUCACUUCCAAGCAGCCUCGAACCUGGUCAACCGUCUCGGUCUGCCAACAGAGAUGCUCAGCGCCGGCAGCCCCUACAUGCCCUCUCCCCCAUUCAGCAUGACUCUCGCUGCGUGGAUCGACAUCCUCGGCUCGACCAUGCAAGGAACAACCCCCCAAUUCGCCCACACCUACCGCUCCAAGCACCUCAGCGGCUCUUCCUCCGGCCUCCGCGAGCUCAUGGGCUGCGACGACCGCGUCAUGUACCUGAUCUCCGAAAUCGCUUGUCUCGACGCCCUCAAAGCCUCCGGCCGCAUCGACUCCAUGGCUGUCUGCUCGCACGUCUCCGCGCUCGGCCAACAGCUCGAAUUCACCGAACCUGCUGAUCAAAACCUCGAGCCCCUUUACUCCCCGACCACGGGCGCCAUCCGCCCAGACGUCCUGACAAAGAACAUGACCCGCCUCUUCCGCAUCGCCGCCCGCAUCUACCUCUGCAGUCUCGUCCCAGGCUUCGACCGCAACCAGCCCAGCACCGUCAACUUGGUCUCCGCAUUUAUCGAUGCACUAAACUACAUCCCCACGGGACCAACCGGCUACGACCGCUCGCUCGUCUGGCCUUUGCUUAUUACCGGCUCGUUCUCGUCGCAGGGAAGCGAAUUCCGCACCAUUCUCGCGCAGCGCGCAGCUUCGUUGGGCGAGCACGCAGAACUCGGCAGCUUCGGUCGCAUGUACCGUCUACUGCAGGAGGUCUGGCGCCAAGCAGACGAACUCGAGGACCCAGUCUACAUGCCCGAGGAGAUGUACUCGAAUCUGUCUGAGGGCUCUGGUUCGGGCUCUGCGAGCCCCGUGGCGAAACUGGAGCGUUCUGUCUCGCCGGAGCACGCGCCUUUGAUGGCUGUACCAAAGCAGACAGUUAGCUUCAGGGAUGUUAUGCAGCGGAAUGGAUGGCAAUACUUGCUCAUUUAAACCACCAAUUAUGGCAUGUGGCAUGUGGCAUGGGUUAAUUCGGACGGAGUUCACGGUACCGGCGUUGGAAAAGCGAUUCUACAUUUUCAUUUUCCUUUGGUCUCUGCUUAUGCAUGAGCAUAGCAUUUUAUCUUUUUACUUUUACUUUUCUGCAGGACAGGAAAGACAAUUCGCGCAUACCCAUUUUGUUAUACUUGCGGAGGAGUCAUGGUGUUUGAUGUGAUGUUUUGAUUACGAUGAUGAUUUUAUCUUGUUCGAUGGCUUUUGAUAACCCAUAUGCAUGUUCUAGUUUAUGAUUGUUAGGUAGAGGUAGAGGUAGAGGUAGAGGUAGAGGUAGAAGUAGUGGAAGUGGAAUGGAUAUUGAUUCCGUCU
Aspergillus glaucus CBS 516.65 is the source of this 2762-nucleotide messenger RNA. RefSeq names its product Zn(II)2Cys6 transcription factor. Gene Ontology annotation, molecular function: DNA-binding transcription factor activity, RNA polymerase II-specific; transcription cis-regulatory region binding; zinc ion binding. NCBI's taxonomy places the organism in Eukaryota, Fungi, Ascomycota, Eurotiomycetes, Eurotiales, Aspergillaceae. The record is from RefSeq and is a predicted model, not a curated record. Gene Ontology annotation, cellular component: nucleus. The transcript has 3 exons. The coding region runs from base 324 to 2390 and encodes 688 amino acids. Gene Ontology annotation, biological process: positive regulation of transcription by RNA polymerase II.